This is a messenger RNA of Sphaeroforma arctica JP610, 751 nucleotides long. RefSeq lists its product as hypothetical. Bases 142 to 654 code for a protein of 170 amino acids. Gene Ontology annotation, molecular function: hydrolase activity. The record is from RefSeq and is a predicted model, not a curated record. Lineage: Eukaryota; Ichthyosporea; Ichthyophonida. The transcript has 5 exons.
CAGUCGCGGAGUGGCUAUGUGGGAUUGUGGACUAUGUCAUAACUCAUUACAGCCCUCUAAAUCAGACAAACUAUGUUGUUGAUGCUAACGCCAACUUCAUCCACUUCCUCACGUAUUACGUAAAUAAUAGCAAAUGAUAGAAUGAUAUCAAAUUUGGCCAAGAAGGCCGUGAAACCGACUCCCGCAGUAGCUGUUGUCCUAUUAAGAGAACUAAAGAGCAAAAUUGUCUCUAUGCCGGGACAUAGCGACUACGAAGUACUGCUCGUACAACGUGGGAAGGAGCCCAAUAAGGGUGCCUGGAGUUUUCCCGGGGGAUCGUUAGAACUUGGCGAGACUGUAGUGGAAGGGGCCAUACGAGAGCUGAAAGAAGAAACCGGGGUGCGAUUAGAUUCUGUCGAGCCAUUUCACGCUACAGACGCAAUCAUUCCAAAACCAAGUGGUGAAUCCGGGUGGGUGUUCCACUAUUGCAUAGUUCAAUGCAUGGGUAUAGUCAAGCAUACAUUCAAGGCUGAACCAGUCGCUGCAGAUGAUGCUAUGGAUGCGCAAUGGGUACGAUGCGAUGACAUCGAGUCUAAAAGUCCAUUGGUGCCAUUGAUCAAAGGAACGUUACAAAAGGCUAUAAAGUGUGCAGCUUUUGAUAUUGGAAAGCAAUAAAGCAGGAAAAGCAUCCUAUCAUAUGUUUGAUUGAUUUUUGGACUUAAAUUUUGUAUCAUACGAUAAGGAGAAGGAACACAGAACUACGCAAAACAAU